CUCUCACUUGUUGAGACUUUUCACCAGCACCGCACGUGUGUGUUUUUGUUUUAUUUUUUUCCCCUCACCCCCAGAGUCGUGGUGUACCUGCUGUUGUUCCUAAGCCCCUUGCCAACAGUGGCAUCUGCUCAGUGUAGACACCAAGAAUUUGAAUGUCAAUAUCUUUGCCUUGAAAUGAAUGGAAAAGUAUUUGUCACUCAGCAGCAAUCAUUCUUCAAAUGAAAGGUCACUGGAAGGACUGAGCGCGUUCCAGAGCCUAGAGGAGCUCAUCUUGGACAACAAUCUGCUCGGCGACGACCUCACGUUGCCAGGGUUACCCAGGCUCCAUACCUUAACCCUCAACAAGAACCAAAUCACUGACUUGGAGAGUCUGCUCAGUCACCUAGCAGAAGUGACACCAUCUCUGGAGUACCUCAGCCUGCUGGGUAAUGUGGCAUGCCCCAAUGAGCUGGUCAGCUUGGAGAAGGAUGAAGAAGAUUACAAGAGAUACAGAUGCUUCGUUCUGUACAAGCUACCCAACUUGAAGUUCCUGGAUGCUAAGAAAGUAACCAAACAGGAACGAGAGGAGGCACUGAUCAGAGGGGCAUUCAUGAAGGUGGUGAAACCCAAGGUUUCCAGUGAGGACGCGGCUGCCGCUUCAGAGCACCACUAUACACCCCUGCCUUCUGCUUCCAGGGAGCUCACCAGUCACCGAGGUGUUCUGGGGAAGUGUCACUACGUUUACUGUGGGAAAAACUCCGAGGGCAACAGGUUCAUCCGAGAUGACCAACUGUGAAGCCAGUUCUGAAGUCACAUUCUGUAAUUUCAUGGGAAUGAAAAUAAAGUGGAAAACAAAAAUAAAAGGCUAAAGAAAAA
This is a messenger RNA of Chrysochloris asiatica (Cape golden mole), 855 nucleotides long. It is a transcript of the gene LRMDA, whose product is annotated as chromosome unknown open reading frame, human C10orf11. The transcript has 6 exons. The record is from RefSeq and is a predicted model, not a curated record. Gene Ontology annotation, biological process: melanocyte differentiation. Gene Ontology annotation, molecular function: protein binding. The coding region runs from base 179 to 775 and encodes 198 amino acids. Lineage: Eukaryota; Metazoa; Chordata; Mammalia; Afrosoricida; Chrysochloridae.